Messenger RNA from Schizosaccharomyces cryophilus OY26, 2469 nucleotides. RefSeq names its product GTPase activating protein. Lineage: Eukaryota; Fungi; Ascomycota; Schizosaccharomycetes; Schizosaccharomycetales; Schizosaccharomycetaceae. The record is from RefSeq and is a predicted model, not a curated record. The coding region runs from base 332 to 2245 and encodes 637 amino acids. The transcript is spliced from 3 exons. Gene Ontology annotation, molecular function: MAP kinase scaffold activity. Gene Ontology annotation, cellular component: cell cortex of growing cell tip; actomyosin contractile ring.
GCAACUUCCUGUAAAUUUCCUGCGUCCUUUUCAUGGUGAUGUCUGUAUGAAAAGUUCUUUCUGCCUAACUGAUCUUAAAUCGAGAAUCUUGAGAUUAUUAAAUAUCUGACGCCCUUCGUUUGUUUGUCGUUAACGUAACUAUCCGUAAAGGAAUUUUGCACCUUUUAGGGUACUCUUGUGUUGAAAACGCAACGUUGACUGCAACUUCCUUCUUUUUCAUUACUUCAGUUGUUUCAGGAUAUUAUAAGGGUUGAAGGGAGAUUUUGUUUUUCACUUUUAUCUUUCAGUACUUGACUAAACGCCCUUCUUCCCUUUUCAGAACUGCCAUAAAAUGCAAAAUAUCAUUAUUCGUCAGUACCGCUUUCUUGCAAAGUACCUGGAACCUGAAUUCUUCAAAGAACCUACACUUCGAAAUGCUAAUGCAAGACCUCGUGAAAAGCUUCAGCGAUUGUCUCAUGUCCAAUUUAGUGAACUUUUAACAGACGUUGCCGACGAAUUGCAAAGAAGGAUCAAUAAUGAUCCGAAAGUUCCGUUCUUACCUCCUGUGGAAUCAUAUCAUCCAAAGCGUAACCAUGCUCGUCAGAAACUAGCUAGUCUGGCUCCUUCUCGGCUCAGGGAUUUAUGUAUGGAUGUCUAUUUCGAAGUGCAGGCUCGCUAUAAUAACGCACUUAAGGAAGUUGAUACAACACCGACUAUGGCCCAACCUAAUCGAACUAUUUCACACCCUCAACUAUCUUCCCAAAGGAGUACCCAAGCAGCCCAUGGCUCCAAAAUUGAGGGACCUUCAUCUUCUUCUUUACAUCCAUUAGAUCGCAGAACUACGAGCUCGCCGAAUGUUGUCUACCCCAAAAAAGCGAGCCGCGAAACACCAUCCCCGUCAUCACAUGCUUUGCCUAUGGUUCCCGAUGCUACACCAAAGAGUCCUCAUCGUGCACCAGUGCCGCAGACAGAGGAUUCACCAUCCAAGUAUUUAGCUAAAAUUGAAAUGUUGGAGAACAGUCUCGCCAAAUCAAACUCUCUUUUGGAUAUUUCAAAGUCAGAACUAGAGGCCUUGAAAACGAAACUGAAUUCUGAAGCUGUUCACCAUAAAGGCCAAUUAUUUAACAUGGAGGAGAAACUUCAUGAAAUGUCUUUGCACGUCACGACUUUGAAUGAAAAAUUGAAAGAAGCUCAAAAUCAAAGAAGCUCUUCUCCUGGAGGCUUGGACUCCGAAGUUGAAAGAAGCUUGAAGAUGAUGCAAGGGCUCAUCUUGUCAGAGACUGCAAAGGUGCAUCACAUAAAUGAAUUGGAAAAAUCAUUUGAAGCUCAAAAGGGUGAAACAGAACGCUGGAAAAGAAUUGCUAUCAAUGCUAAAGCUUCCAAAAUUGAUGAUGAUGUUCGUUUAUUCACAAUGAACACUGUUCCUAUGAAAACGGUUCGUGAAUUGAUAUCUCCUAAGGGUAUUGUAGAUGAACAACUGUACGUUCGCUAUUUCGUGGAGAUGAAUGUAUUUGUGUCAUCUUUGAGGAAAGAUAACCCUUCGCAGUGGAUGUUGACUGCUAAGGAUCUUGCCUUAACGCUUGAGGCUAUUGUUUCCAGUCUUCGAGAGGCAGCUCUUUCGGAUGAGCUACCAGAUUUACGUAGUAGCAUAGAUGAUUUAUGUACCUUUACUAAUAAUUUGAUGCAACAAGUUCGAGUUACUAGUUCUAAUGGUGCAUUGCCAAUCGGCCAUAUCGAUGCUUCUGCCUGUUCAAUUAGUGUUGCUUUGUUGGAGAUUGUGAAAAAGUAUGGUCUGUUGGACUCAGGUAAAUCUAUUGCUUCUUAUGCAAGGACUUCUCUGCAUCCGGUUGAUGACUUAAAGGCCCUAUCUGCUGCCAAGGUUAUACUUGCUGAUAAAACAAGACGAUACAAUGAAGUAAAUCAACAAGUGUUGAAUGCCAUCAGCGAUGGCAGAGCUACUUAUGAAGUGCAACAACUCAUUCACAUUUCAACCAGCAUUAUCCGAGAUACUUUAUUUGAUGUUUCUGCUCCUUUGGAGAUGAUGAGGGACCGUAAUGCGUUUGGAAUUAUUCAUGUAUCCUUACAAGAAUUACGGAAAAGUUGUAUGCUGUUGUGUGAAUACGAGAGGCAUGAGCAGCCUUCCGAUUCUACGAUUCCUCCGCUCACUGAUCUUGCCUUCACGACUGUUAAAUGUUUCAAAAACAUUCUUCGGUCAAUUGAAGACGCAGAGUUUACCGUCCAAAAAACCCAAUUUUCCAGUAAAUGAGGUAUUUCUUCAGAGUCAUCUAGUUAUACCAAAGAUAUGGAUGAUGAAUGGGGACCGGUUGACAAAAUUUUUGCUUGUAAUUUUUCGCUCUUUACUUGUACAGUAACAAUUCCUAAAGGAAAGUGAAUUUAUUCUUGGUUUGUUAGACCUUAGCUGAAUAGUUUAAGUAUUGCUCCUUACUAAUGAUUUUAAUAUAAUGUUUGGGUUUAUAUCUUGUAAAGCAA